Molecule: messenger RNA, 2423 nt
Organism: Dermacentor silvarum
Lineage: Eukaryota; Metazoa; Arthropoda; Arachnida; Ixodida; Ixodidae
Gene: ringer
Product: tubulin polymerization-promoting protein homolog
Exons: 4
Coding region: 222-1097 (291 amino acids)
Biological process (GO): microtubule bundle formation; microtubule polymerization; positive regulation of protein polymerization
Cellular component (GO): microtubule
Molecular function (GO): tubulin binding
Source: RefSeq, a predicted model, not a curated record
CGCCGGCGCGCCGCGUGCUUUUUCUCCCCGAGACGCUGGGGGCUUCGAGCCAGCAACCGCCGGACAACGCUCGUGCGUGGAGACAAAGAGCCCCGCGGGGAGCCUCGCGCGUGCGUUACGAGUCUUCGACGCGGCCACUGCGCACCUGGGUCGCCUCGCCGCCGGAAGCGGCCCUGCUAGAGAGAAAGCGGCACAUCGGUCGCCGACGCGCGCGAACAGCGAUGAGCAAGGUGCGCAAGACCGACGCGGCGCCGGUGCCCCGGCGCGAUUCGAGGCGCAUGCAAGUGCUUAUGGUAGAGGACUUCGACGUGGCGCCGUCGUCCGUCGAAGAGGACGCGCCCCGGCGCCGGGAGGUGGACAACGGCGGCGCCGCCGCCUCGGACUCCGACGUGGAGGAAAACUGCUCGGGCGACGAGCGGCCGUGCAGGUCGACCGCCGUCCUCGACGACGAGAUCCACUGGCCGCUGGGCGUGCUCCAGGAGCAGUUCCACAUCCUCCAGGAGCGCAUAGUGGACGAAGUGCGGAGGGUGAUGAGAGAGGAGUUCUACGAAAUGCGCAUGUCCAUGGCGACGCCGCCGGAAUCGCCCGCGCCAGGCUCGCCGGUGCCGCCGACGUCGUUCGAUGGCCAGUUCAAGGCGUUCGCAAAGUUUGGCGACAGCAAGAGCACAGGUGACGCCAUCACGCUCUCCAACAGCGACAAGUGGUUCAAGCAGGCCAAGGUCAUCGACGGCAAGAAGAUCACCACCACCGACACCGGAAUCUACUUCAAGCAAGUCGCCAAGACGAAGAAGGCGCUGAACCUGAAGGAGUACCAACAGUUCCUGGAGGUGAUAGCGAAAAACAAGAAGGUCGAGGUGGAAGAGAUCAAGGACAAGCUGAGCACGUGCGGUCCGCCAGCCACCACACGCACCACGCCCGUGGCCACGGGCGGAGCCGUGGCUCGGCUAACGGACCACACCAAGUACACGGGCACCCACAAGCAGCGCUUCGACGAGGCCGGCAAGGGUCGGGGCAAGGAGGGCCGCCAGGACGUCCCCUCGGAGUCCGGCUACGUGAGCGGCUACAAGGACGAGGGCAACUACAACAAGACCCACUGAAGGCGCCCGCCGCGCUGGCGGACACAGUCCGGAAGCGCAGACUCGCACCCACAUGGCGCCCAGCACAGCGAGCGAGCAGCACGUCCCGCUGCUGCGGGCCACAGACGAGCCUGCAGGAGGCGACGUUGCAUCACGCGCGCACCUGCUUUGCGGCAGACAAUGCCGCUUUCUAAACUUUAGUUUCUUUUCCCCCUUUUCGGUUUGAAAACUGUGAUUCACGCUUAUUAGAACUCAGCCGCUUGGUGCAGGGAUUCGCAUAUAGCGCUCACGGCACGCAUCGGUUGAACCCGUAAAGGUGAUCGAGAGGCACAGAUUCUCAAAAGUGGUUCACAUAACGAGUGCGCCGGUACGGCCACCGAAACGGAGAACGCUGCAGGAAAGGUCACAAACUUAGCGUACCAUAUUUACGGCUUAGUCAUCCUAUUUCCUACGAAGCUUAAUUGUUAUCAGAAACUAACCCGCAUUUUAAAAAGAAAAAAAAAAAACCUUCAAGACUGGUAUGCUACUGUCUGGCGCACAAACGGGCAAACUUUGACAUCUAGAGUGCCGUCGUACGCAUGAAUGUUUCCUUCCUCGAGGUUUGAAAAGGAGCCACUGCCCCGCAUGUACUUGCUGUGUUGCAGCCGCUUAUCCUGCACAUGGAAGCCUGCCAGUGUUUGCUAGCUGCGGUUUUCACUUUCUGCAACGGCGAGAAUUCAGUUCAGAAAAACUGGUGAGAAUAUAUGUUCUGGGAACGUUGAAUAGAAAGCAUGGAGUAAGCUUGGUACGUUAAACGAAAGAAGCACACUUGAAUCGCUUCACCAUCAUUUUCCUGUAAUAUUGCACCGUUCUUAUCUUUUGUUUAGUCUGCGCGCGAAAAAAAAAAAGCAUCAGCCAUUAACUAUAUGCUUCCUUAAUACAAACCUCUCCUGUUGCCAAACUGAGAAGUCUCCCAAAUGCCAUCGCCCAGACUAAAAAGAAGAAAAAAAAAGGGGGGAAAUCCUGGAUGCAACUGUUUAUAGGGCCUAUAGUUAACGUGCUUCCUUGCGUAACUGCCUAACUUCAAGUUCAGAAAGUGGGAGCGUAGCGUUUAAAAUGAGCCUCACUCAUUUGUUCACAGCUAUGUAUACAGUGUCAACGCUUCCCUUGGUAGCAGGCUGUAAGACAGGACAGUGUCAUUUUUCUGUACAUCAAAUUGCGGCUUACAUGGUCACGCCACACAUAAGAUUUUUAUACGAAGUUCUUACAGCUGACUUACACCCCUGUUCAGUGUUUAUUCAAGCUGUGUAAUUUCAUUGUUGUCGCUGUAGCGUUCAAUAAAAAGUGAAGCGUAUCGUGCAUCAACAG